Messenger RNA from Ochotona curzoniae (black-lipped pika), 489 nucleotides. It is a transcript of the gene ATP5IF1, whose product is annotated as ATP synthase inhibitory factor subunit 1. Gene Ontology annotation, cellular component: mitochondrion. Gene Ontology annotation, molecular function: ATPase inhibitor activity. Bases 50 to 370 code for a protein of 106 amino acids. The record is from RefSeq and is a predicted model, not a curated record. The transcript is spliced from 3 exons. NCBI's taxonomy places the organism in Eukaryota, Metazoa, Chordata, Mammalia, Lagomorpha, Ochotonidae. Gene Ontology annotation, biological process: negative regulation of ATP-dependent activity.
CCACAGCCGCUGCGGCCGCGGAGACGCCCGCGGUGCUACGCAGGUGAUCAUGGCUGGCUCCGUGUCGGUUGCGCGGGCGCGGCUCGGGGUGUGGGGCGCGAGGGCCGUACAAACCCGUGGCUUCGCCUCGGACAAGUCCGACGAUCACCCCGGGAGCGCGGGCUCCAUCCGGGAAGCCGGAGGGGCCUUCGGAAAGCGAGAAAAGGCCGAAGAGGACCGAUACUUCCGAGCAAAGUCGAAGGAACAGCUGGCCGCCCUGAAGAGACACCAUGAGGACGAGAUCGAGCAUCACAAGAAGGAGAUCGAGCGGCUGCAGAAGGAGAUCGAGCGGCACAAGCACAAGAUCAAAAGUCUGAAGGACGAUGAUUGAGUGUGCACAGUCCCCGUCGCGUGGCACGGGUCGUUGGCCGCUCCCGUGCAGACUAACUCUGGUGUCGUUAACACUAGCCUGUGUACUACUAACAGAUUAUAAUAAACUGUCAUCAGUGA